Messenger RNA from Adineta steineri, 1086 nucleotides. The record is from the annotation of a GenBank genome assembly. Lineage: Eukaryota; Metazoa; Rotifera; Eurotatoria; Adinetida; Adinetidae.
AUGAUAUUCAUGCAUGCUGGUCAGAUUCUCAACGCUGCAUGUGGUCCCUUGGCUACGACACCUGUUUCACAAUUAUCCUGUCUUUGGUUUGGCUCGAAUCAGCGCACUCGAGCCACAACCAUAGCCAUAUUUACGCAUAAACUCGGUGGAGCUAUUGCUUUCUUGACCAGUUCAGCGAUUGUUUCAUUACCCGGACAUAUUCCUCGGCUUCUCUAUAUUCAUUUGGGUCUCACAUUUGUAGCAUGUGUUGUUGUUUUGAUUUAUUUUCCGGUACAACCACCUACUGCUCCAUCAGGUGCAGCCGAACUGCUCAUGUCUUAUCGAACUGAUCGACCAAAUGUCAGUUCCUGGCGAAUAUCUAUGAAGAAUGUCGGGCGAUGUAUGACUACGCCAUCCAUGGUUCUUCUUUCAACUGCUGGUGGUAUAAUUGCCGGCACAUUCGGUGCAUGGACAGGUCUGUUCGAUACUAUUCUCAAACCAGAGAAUUAUUCAGAACAACAAUCAGGCUGGUUUGCUUUUGGAACAUUGAUAUCAUGCAUUGUUGGUGGUCUCUGUUUUGGUGCCUUGGCCGAUACUCGCUACUUUCAACGACGACUCAAGAUACUUAUUGUCUUGGCAUUUAUCUGCUGUUUUCUUGCCGUGUUCUUCUUUGAGCUUUCUGUUCAUACGGUCUUCUACGACAAACCUCUUUUGCAUUCUACAUCUCUCAUAAUUGGUUUAUCAGUUGCUUUUGCGGGCUUUUUUCAAGGUGCUGCUUUACCAUUAAUCUAUGAGGCAAUGGCCGAAAUAAUGUUUCCUUUACCUGAGUCUCUAUCAGCCUCAAUUCUUCUUCAAUGGCUCAAUAUUACUGCACUCAUUCUUCUGUUUAUUGCUCCAAAUCGAGCAAAAUUGAUCAAUCUACUCGUGUUGAUUGCAUUGGGUACUUCUAUUAUUAUGAGUCUUUUAGCUCGAAUUACAUAUCGAAGACGUGAUGAAGAUGAGAGAAAAGAAUGUGAAAAAGAGAAUGAACAAGUAUUGAAUAGUGACAAUAUGGACCCCUAUCAAAAUCAAAGUAUCAGUCAAUCACAAUAUGGCUCGAUCUCAUAA